CUAACAUUCGGUCUUAAUCGUCAUCUUCUUCACCCUUGCAUUGAAGUCGAAAGGGUUUUAUUAGCUUUUAGGUUUUUUUUUUAUAAAUUAAGCGAAUCAGUGUUUAAUUGACUGGUUUUGGUGGGAUGGAGGGAGCGAGCAACGGAGGGAUCUUGUACCAUGAGGUACAAGAAUCUAAUCUUUGCGCCGUCCACUGCAUCAACAAGGUGUUGCAAGGACCUUUCUUCUCCGAAUUCGAUUUAGCGGCGUUGGCCUCCGAUCUUGACAUCAAGGAGCGCCAGAUGAUGUUCCAAGGAACCGCCGCCGCCUCAUCUGGCGGUUUCCUCUCCGAGGAAUCUCACAAUGUCUCCCUCGGCGGCGAUUUUAGCGUCCAGGUUCUGCAAAAGGCUUUAGAAGUCUGGGAUUUGCAAGUUAUUCCCCUCGACUGCCCAGUUGCUGAGUCGGCCCAAAUUGACCCCGAGCUGGAAAAUGCAAUCAUUUGUCAUCUGAAUGACCAUUGGUUUUGUAUCAGAAAAGUCAAUGGAGAAUGGUAUAAUUUCAACAGCCUUUAUACAGCUCCAGAGCAGUUCUCUAGGUUUUAUCUCUCAGCCUAUCUUGACUCACUAAAAGGAUCUGGGUGGAGCAAUUUUCCGGUGAGGGGAAACUUCACGAAAGAAUUCCCCAUUUCUUCCUCUGAAGCUUUUAACGGUUACGGGCAGUGGCUGUACCAUGAGGAUGCCGAGAGGAUAACUAAAUCAUGCAAAUCGAUAGAGUCUCCACGCCAGAGAAACAAUACAACCCAACAGCAUACCGAUUUGCAAAUGCUUUCGGAUAUGGAAGAUGAGGACGUGAAGGCUGCAAUCGCUGCCAGUCUGAUGGAUUCGUUCCCCGCCACAGCUAGUGUUGAGGCUGGCAAUCCUAAAACUGAAAAUGAAAAUAAAGAUGGCCAGGAAAAGACUGCUAAUGGAGAAAACUCUCUUUGACAUAUAUUUACCGGGCAAUCUACAAUGGUUCAUGCCAGGUUUAGAUUAUUUGAGCAAAACAUAUUUGCCUAGAGGUUGUUGGCACUGUGCUGUAUACACAUUUAUUUUACAUUUUCUGGUCAGAAUUUAACUUUCGUUUCUGAGAUA
Molecule: messenger RNA, 1109 nt
Organism: Hibiscus syriacus
Lineage: Eukaryota; Viridiplantae; Streptophyta; Magnoliopsida; Malvales; Malvaceae
Product: ataxin-3 homolog
Exons: 2
Coding region: 126-962 (278 amino acids)
Biological process (GO): protein deubiquitination
Cellular component (GO): nucleus
Molecular function (GO): cysteine-type deubiquitinase activity
Source: RefSeq, a predicted model, not a curated record